CUGCAGGAUCUUCACAUGCAACGCGCAUGCGCAGUCACUAACAUCCGGGUCUCCUCGGACAAGGAUGAACGCCAAUUUCCAAGAUGGCGGCGGAGGGAGGAGGGAAGGAGAUGAACGAAAUUAAAACUCAGUUCACCACCCGAGAAGGCGUUUACAAACUCCUCACUCACUCCGAGUACAGCCGGCCGAACAGGGUGCCCUUCAACUCGCAAGGGUCCAACCCGGUAAAGGUCUCCUUCGUCAACGUGAACGACCAGUCCGGCAACGGCGACAGGAUCUGCUUCAAUGUGGGCCGGGAACUCUACUUUUAUAUCUACAAAGGCGUCAGAAAGGCUGCUGAUCUUAGUAAGCCCAUAGACAAGAGGAUAUACAAAGGAACGCAGCCGACAUGUCACGACUUCAACCCCAUCACAGCUACAGCAGAGAGCGUCUCCCUGCUGGUGGGCUUCUCAGCAGGACAGGUGCAGCUCAUCGACCCGAUAAAGAAGGAAACCAGCAAACUCUUCAAUGAAGAGAGACUCAUCGACAAGUCCCGAGUAACGUGUGUACGAUGGGUUCCUGGUUCGGAGAGCUUGUUUCUGGUGGCCCACUCCAGUGGGAGCAUGUAUUUGUACAACGUGGAAAACACCUGCGGCACCACGGCGCCUCACUACCAGCUCCUUAAGCAGGGUGAAAACUAUGCUGUGCAUACCUGCAAGAGCAAGUCGGCUCGCAACCCGCUACUGCGCUGGACAGUGGGCGAAGGGGCGCUCAACGAGUUCGCCUUCUCUCCGGACGGCAAGUUUCUGGCGUGCGCGAGCCAGGACGGCUUCCUGCGGGUGUUUGGCUUCGACGCCGCAGAGCUCCACGGGACUAUGAAGAGCUACUUCGGCGGCUUGCUCUGCGUGUGCUGGAGCCCCGACGGACGAUACAUCGUGGCGGGAGGGGAGGACGACCUGGUGACGGUGUGGUCGUUUUCAGACUGCAGAGUGAUCGCGCGGGGGCACGGUCACAAGUCGUGGGUGAGUGUGGUGGCGUUCGACCACUGCACCACCAGCGUGGAGGACGGCGACCCCCCCGCUGAGUUCAGCGGGAGCGAUGAGGAAUUCCACGAGCAGAUUCACUUCGGUGCGGGCAGAGACAGAGCCAACAGCGCUCAUUCUCGGCUUUCUAAGAGGAACUCUACAGACAGUAGACCUGUUAGUGUGACAUACAGGUUUGGCUCAGUGGGACAGGAUACCCAGCUGUGUCUGUGGGACCUAACAGAGGACAUUCUCUUCCCUCACCUCCCUUUGUCCCGCACUAGGACUCACACUAAUGUUAUGAGUGCCACAAGCCCUCCAGCCACUGGACUAACUACUACUGCUGCUACUACUACUACUACAACUACUACUACAACUACUACUGUAUCCGCCACUAAUCCCAGUGGCACCAAUGGUAAAGACAAUGCGAGCAAUAGUAGCACCAGUGGCAACCCAGCGAACUCCCUCCCCAGCACCCUGCCUCGGUCCAACAGCUUGCCACACUCCUCCAACCCAACAGGGGGCAGCACCCCCAACAGUCACACAGGCAGCAACAGCAGCAGCAGCACCACCACCGCCACCGCCACCACGACCACAACGACCACCGCCACCACCACCGCCACCAAGGGCAACAGCAUCAUAGACAGCGCUUUCAUUGCCACCGGCGUCAGCAAGUUCGCAACGCUGUCGCUACACGACUCGCGCAAGGAGCGCCACGAGAAGGACCACAAGCGGAACCACAGCAUGGGCCACAUCAGCAGCAAGAGCAGCGACAAGCUCAACCAGCUCAGCUCGACGCGGACGGCGAAAGCGGAAGCGGCCAAGACUCUGGGCACCACGCUGUGCCCGCGCAUGGAGGACGUGCCGCUGCUCGAGCCGCUGGUGUGCAAGAAGAUCGCUCACGAGAGACUCACUGUGUUAAUCUUCCUUGAGGACUGUCUGGUAACAGCCUGUCAGGAGGGUUUCGUUUGCACAUGGGCUAGGCCUGGGAAAGUGGGUUUGCUAUCAUCUCAAAACAACCCAGCCAACUCCCCCAGUGGAACAGUAGUAUAGCCCCAGUGCUGGUGCUGCUAAUGACAGCUCCAUGCAACAGAGACGGGGGGAUGACCAAGGCCAAGGCCCCGCAGCGCUUCUUCACACACUGUCACACACCACAUGACCUCCAGUGUCACCUCCAUUCUCAUCACUACAAACCACCCCGAUGCUCUCUCUGUGUUACUGCUCAUGUUUAGAUAACCGAUGUUGGCCAAAGCCAGGGUUAGAAACUUGACGCCCCCUGUUUUUUGUCUGAGCGGUGACAAAGGGUGCCGUUGGAAGUAAGAUGGCAAGCUUUAAAUCGUCCAGGAGGUUUACGGGAGGGGUCGACUGGCUCAUUGUUCCAUCUGUGGUCAUAUCAAGUCGUGUCUAGUCUGAAAAUAACAAAACUCUAGUAACCCAAUCCUUUGUGCCUGUAGAUCUUCAAAAGACUAGACAUGCUAACCUUUUUUGUAUGGGUUUAAUUUGGACAUUUUCUCCUACAUUUUGUAUCUUCAAAUGUAUUCACAGAUAAAGGGAAUAAGAUGAGGGAGUGUUUUUGGAGCAGCAGCAUAUCCCCGACGCCAAGUCUCUUUCCACUUCCUGGGCAAUCUCCUGUGUGCAGCCCCAGUCCUCGACACCUGUUACUUCCUUUACAAAUAUUUUAAUCAGCCGGUAUCACACUUUAAAGUGUAUUUGCACAGAUUUUUCUUUCAUUCUUUUUUGUUUUUUUUUUCCCAUUUUGAAUUAAUGACGGUGGAACACAAGCAAAAUAUUUUGAAGACCUGCUUUGGAAGCACUUGGGAGGGGGAGGGGGGGAGGGAAGGGGACGGCUUGUUAUCGCCCUCUGUCUCAACGCUGGAUGCUGCAAUCAUAGUUUUUUAUAUGGAAAAAAAAAUUGUUUGCACUUAAUAGUUUGUUAGAGGAGAAUGGCUUUACAUUUUUGGAGUGUGUAAGGACUCCUUGACAAGGUUGAAAUAUAAAUAGAAUUAAAAAAAAAAACCUUUGUAUCUAUUGAACAUUUAUUUUAAUAUUGUUUCAGAUUAAAUGGGCUCUGUAUUAUAUGUAAAUAUUGUACUUCAAUGAUUUAUGGGUGAGAUGAUCAUUAUUACAUUAGUUCAAAGAUCCUCAUUUCAGAAAAUAGUGAUAUUUCUAAUACAGAAGAUCUAUACCUAAUAUUAAAAAAAACGAAUCUUGAAUAUGCAGGUGAAAAUGUUUCUUUUUCUGUUGUACAUAAAGAGAAUUCAGGUGUAUUUUUAUUAAUGAAACGUUUGGUAUAGGAGACAUCUAUGAAAAACCCUCUUAUCUAACAGGUAGUGCUGAACGCUAGCUAGCCUGUCGCUGCAGAUUCCUUUUAGGCAAGGUAUAGGCGCAGACGCAGCAGGCCUAAUUCAGCCAAUCACUCCGAGCUCAGGUAAACCACAGGAAGACUAACGCUGGCAUAGCUCCCCCUCACUUAGCCCCAUCCAUCAAAACAUGUGUGUGAAUUCACUUUAACUAACAAAUAAGACUGACAACCGUGUUCUGCGAGAUCGGGGCUUGCGGCGUGCGAGUCCUGUUGUUUGUGAGUAAUAAUAACUGAACUGAUGCUGAACUUGUGAACAAAAAAACAUUUGACACUGUGUUGAAUACCAACUGACUUAAAACGUCAGCACUUGAUGAUGGUGCAAGUGCUUGAGGUGAGCGUGUUUUUUCAAGCACCCCACAUAGGAAGACUGAGGAUAUUAACAGUGGGAGCCUUUUCCUCCAUGUGACGCCUAUUAAAAACAGCUUUGACAGAUUA
Molecule: messenger RNA, 3798 nt
Organism: Sebastes umbrosus (honeycomb rockfish)
Lineage: Eukaryota; Metazoa; Chordata; Actinopteri; Perciformes; Sebastidae
Gene: wdr20b
Product: WD repeat domain 20b
Exons: 4
Coding region: 84-2054 (656 amino acids)
Molecular function (GO): protein binding
Source: RefSeq, a predicted model, not a curated record